AUGUCGUACAACAAGCCCGAGAAGGACUACGCCGGCGAGCAGGCCAAGACUCACAAGAUCCGCAUCACCCUCAGCUCCCGCAAGGUCGCCGCCCUCGAGAAGGUAUGCAGCGAGCUCAUCGAGCGCGCCAAGAGCAAGGACCUCCGCGUCAAGGGCCCCGUCCGUCUUCCCACCAAGACCCUCAAGGUUACCACCCGAAAGACUCCCUGUGGUGAGGGUUCCAAGACCUGGGACUGCUACGAGCUGCGCAUCCACAAGCGCCUGAUUGAUCUGAACGCUCCCACCGAGACCGUCAAGCAGAUCAUCGUCAACAUCGAGGCCGGUGUCGAAGUCGAAGUCACCAUCGCUGCUUAA
Daldinia childiae is the source of this 354-nucleotide messenger RNA. RefSeq names its product 40S ribosomal protein S20. Gene Ontology annotation, molecular function: structural constituent of ribosome; RNA binding. Gene Ontology annotation, cellular component: ribosome; cytosolic small ribosomal subunit. Lineage: Eukaryota; Fungi; Ascomycota; Sordariomycetes; Xylariales; Hypoxylaceae. The transcript is spliced from 2 exons. The record is from RefSeq and is a predicted model, not a curated record. Bases 1 to 354 code for a protein of 117 amino acids. Gene Ontology annotation, biological process: translation.